GUUGCGCAAGUGAUAUUUUUGUGGCAUCCAUUACUUUUAAUGCUACAAAAGAACGGUACAUGCUUAUUUAAAAAAGAACAUAUCAAUAAAAUCUACACAAAAUUCUCUAUCUUUUAGCAUCAGAACCAAACCUUCUGGUCGAGUCUAAUUUGAGAAAAAAGCCUAUCAAAAACCGGCAAUUUCCUCUGCCGUACCCGUUAUGUUAAGUAGAACAAAAAUUCAAGAAUUGAACUUUCAUAACCUUUAACCACAUGUGUUAGCUUCAAUUUUAAAAAAUCUCAUGUCUUUCUGAUGUACUAUCACUGUCAGACAGAAUUAUGAUAAAUACCAAUUAAUACUUUCAAGGAAAGAUAGCGAAAACGUAUAGUACAGAAUCUGAGGCGCCUGUUAAAUGUCUCAUAACUUUUAAGAAAAACAUCAUUCAGUAGUUCGAUGUCUUGAUACAUUCAAAAGCUUUAAUUACAAAAGUUUGCUGUACAAUCUAACAUAACUGGAAUUACAUAGUUCACUCAAAAAACAUUAAGGAGAAUGUAUGUUUAAAAAAAGUCAUACUUUAAAAGUUUAUCGAUAGUUUUUUCAAAAACUCUUAGAAACUGUUGAUAGGGACAAAAGAAAUAUGGAUGGAGCUGUUUGCCCACCUGUGAGGUCUGAGCAACUCUUUAAGCUUGAGCCACAAUAGACUUUUAUCGUUCUUUUUUGUUGAACAAUAGAUUUAUUCUCGCGUUUUUCUGUUUCGAAGAAGAUAGGCUGACUAGCAACAAUAUAUCAAGAUGAAAAGAAUUUUAUAAAUUAAUGAACUGAACGAUAGCUGAACUGAGCUCUUCAUUGGUGAUGUUUACUUUUCUCAUGCAGAUCAGUUGAAAAUGAAAUUUAGUGUUCUUUUCUUUUCUGACCAUCUUCAUCCAAACACUCUCUGGCUUGUGUUAUUUUGUGUACAUAAUUUAGAUUUAUAUUCGAUUCUAAAAUUUUCUGAAAUGUCUGCCAUUACAUCAUCGCCAGAUAUUACUCCGUCUUAUGAUCGUUUACCGAACACAGUGGUUCCCGUUCAUUAUCAACUAAUUAUUAAUACAAAUUUCGAAAAUUUUACAUUUAGUGGACACGUGAUUAUCGAUAUUAAAAUCACUAAAAGUGUCGAUAGUAUUGUAUUGCACGGUAGUGAAUUAACUAUAGAUAAUGCUCGGUUUUAUAAAAACAAUGAUAAUACAACAUCUCAAAAUGGUAAUGUAACUUACGAUAAAAAAAAUGAACAAAUUAAGUUUAAAUUUGACAAAUUAAUACAAGCGGGUGAAGGUAAAUUAGAUAUUUUAUUUACUGGUAUUAUAAACGAUCAGUUACGUGGGUUUUAUCGAACACAGCACAAAACGGCACAUGAGAAUAGUAAAUAUGGAGCGUGUACACAAUUUCAACCAGCUGAUUGUCGUCGUGCAUUUCCGUCAUGGGAUGAACCAUCAUUCAAAGCGACAUUUUCCAUCACACUACGAGUACCAAAACAUCUUCUUGCUUUAUCAAAUAUGCCCGUUAAAUCUGAACAAAUUGACAAAAACAAUGAUUCGAUGAAAAUCGUCGAAUUUGAUGUUACGCCAAUAAUGUCAACAUAUUUAGUUGCCUAUGUUAUUGGUGAGUAUGAUUAUGUCGAGCAAACUGAUCCAAAUGGUGUUUUAGUGCGAGUGUACACGCCAAUAGGAAAAAAAGAACAAGGUCUCUUUGCACUUGAAACAACUAGUAGAAUUUUACCGUUUUAUGCAGAUUAUUUCGGAAUUAAAUAUCCAUUAGCAAAAUUAGAUUUAAUUGCGGUUCCAGAUUUUGGCGCAGGUGCAAUGGAAAAUUGGGGUUUAAUAACAUUUUGUGAGACGUAUUUAUUAAUUGAUAAUCAUACAUCGACUCAAAAAUCAAGACAGGAGGCAGCCUUAGUCAUUGCGCAUGAACUCGCUCAUCAGUGGUUUGGAAAUCUAGUUACAAUGACGUGGUGGGAUGAUUUGUGGUUAAAUGAAGGUAUCGAUAUACUGUUUUGUUUUGCUUCUUGGGUUGAAUAUUUGGCUGUUGAUCAUAUUUAUCCCGAAUAUGACAUAUGGACACAAUUUGUGGCAAGUACAUUAGCUGAUUGUAUGAUACCCGAUGCUUUGAGAAAUAGUCAUCCGAUUGAAAUGCCAAUAUCGAAAGCGUCAGAAAUCGAUGAAAUAUUUGAUGAAAUUAGUUAUGAGAAAGGAUCAAGUAUUAUUCGUCUUCUUCAUUCUUAUAUUGGAAAUGAAGCAUUUCAAAAAGGUUUAUCAAAUUAUCUGAAAGAAUAUGCGUAUAGAAAUACGAUUACAGAUAAUUUAUGGCAACAUUUAUCGAAAACGGCGCAAAAUAAACCAGUUAGUGAAGUAUUAUCAACAUGGACUAAACAAAUGGGUUAUCCACUAUUAACAGUUAGUCAAGAACAACAAGGAAAUAAUCGCGUGUUAACCGUUGAACAAAGUCGAUUUUUAGCUGAUGGUAGUGUGGAUGAUGAGAAUUUAUUAUGGAAAAUACCGAUAACAAUUUGUACAAAAUCAAAUCCAAAUGAAAUUGUUCAUCAGGUAUUUUUGAAUGGUGAAAAGAAGAAACAAUUUGUAUUGGAAAAAAUACCGGAAAGUGACUGGAUUAAAUUAAACUUAUUUAGUGUUGGCAUCUAUCGUGUUAAGUAUCCAUCAAAAAUGUUAGAUGAUUUACUUGUAGGUAUACAUGAUCAUACAUUAAGCCCACAAGAUCGUUUUAAUGUGCAAAAUGAUUUAUAUGCGCUAUCACACGCUGGCAUAUCAUCAUACAUUGAUUAUUUAAAACUACUUCGUUCAUAUAAACAAGAAGAUAAUUAUACAGUAUGGAAAUCAAUAGUUGGCCAAUUAAGUGAUCUUAGUUCUAUUUUGGAAUAUCGUCCAGAUCUCUAUGAUUUAUACAAAAAAUUUAUUAUUGAUUUAUUAUCUCAAAUCUAUUUAAAAUUAGAAUGGGAUCCUCGACCAAAUGAAGGUUCACAAACACCAAUGUUAAGAUCAUCGAUAUUGACUCAAAUGGCAUUAAAUGGACAUCAAAAAACUAUUGAUGAAGCUAAAAUAAGAUUUCAACAAUAUUUAAAGAUUAGUGAAGAUAACAAUGCAAUUAAUCCAAUAAAUCCAAAUAUUAGAGGUGUUAUCUAUUUAGUUAUGGCUAAAGAUGGAAAUCAACAAACAUAUGAACAAUUAAAAACGUUAUACUUAAAAGCAGAUUCACAAGAGGAAAAAGUUCGUCUAUUGGUUGCAUUAUGCUAUUUUGAUGAUCCAAAUAUAAUACGUCAAGCAUUAGACUUUGUAUUUGAUACUAAAGAUGUACGUGCACAAGAUCAAACAAUUGGUUUCAGUGCUUGUUCACAUAAUGUUGUAGGCAGAGAAUUAUGUUGGUCUUAUUUACAAAAAAAUUGGCAAACAAUUGUCGAUCGAUUUGGUGAAAGGGAUCCUCAUUUAAUUGAUUUUGUUGACCAUCUAUUACCAGAUUUUGUCACUGAGGAGAAAGCAAAUGAAAUUGAAGCAUUUUUUUCUGAACAUGAAACUCCAUUAUUGGAUCGUACAAUUAAGAAAGCUCUAGAACAAAUUCAAACGCGAGCGGAUGUAUUAAAACGUGAAGAAGAAAAUAUUCGAAAAUUUCUAAUGGAACACGUUGGUGUUUGA
Didymodactylos carnosus is the source of this 3659-nucleotide messenger RNA. The record is from the annotation of a GenBank genome assembly. Lineage: Eukaryota; Metazoa; Rotifera; Eurotatoria; Philodinida; Philodinidae.